Messenger RNA from Sander lucioperca (pikeperch), 3780 nucleotides. RefSeq names its product Usher syndrome 1C binding protein 1 (gene ushbp1). Lineage: Eukaryota; Metazoa; Chordata; Actinopteri; Perciformes; Percidae. The record is from RefSeq and is a predicted model, not a curated record.
CACUGUUGGGCAGACAUACAGAGAGCACUGCAGCAGUGACUGACUGACUGACUAACUAUUGGAAAAUAUAAUAACACAAAAAUAGUACUGAAGAAAACAUCCUCUCGUUUUGUCAAAUGUUUAAUGGCGGUAAACAGCCUCAACAAAAACUAAAUCACUGCUACAGACAUCAAGAUAAAGAAGUAUGGAGGAUUCCUGUCUGGUCCGAUGUGACAGCCUGGAUGCUGGGUCAGGGAGUGACAGGGAGUUGAUGACCUCCAUCGACCAUAUAACCCUUGACCCUGAGGGCUCUGAGCCCACAGCAAACCUCGAGCCUUCGCCAGCAGAACUGGCUCAGUGUGAGGCUGACGUGGGCACGUUGCUUAACAUCAUUGCUGAACUGAACAAGAAGAUGGGCUCAUUAAAGGCACCAAGUGAACCAGGAGACCUGAGACCACCAGGACCAUCCAGGCCUCUGGUUCCAGACCUCCUGUCCCACAGGGUGGCCAGAAGCAGCCCAGAGAGGAAGACUGCCUCUGCUCCACUCCAACCUCCACUGAAUGACAGAGGGGGCGGUGGUGUAGUGUGGACUAAACUCCAGGCGGUUUUAACGUCAGUGGAGGACUCUAUCAGCUGUAAAAGGUCCUGGGCUGCCCCCAUCACAGCUUCUGAUCAGGAUAAGCACAGAGAGCAUCUGAGAGCAGCCCAGGAGAGCUGGGUCAAGGCCACUCAGAUAUUGGAGGAGAUGGAAAUAGAGUUUGGAAUUUCAUGCCCACCAGGCCUGCCGAAGGACCAGUAUCCAGAGGCCAUCCUGGAUCUGGAGAAGCGAGAUGCUGCUCUCAGAAGCACCUUUCAGAGUCACCAGGAGGAGCUUGAGAGAGCACAAAGCACCGUCAGCCAGAUGGAAGAGGAGAAGAACAAGCUGGUCGGUCUCCAUAAAGCCUGGAGGUCAGGCAGUCGCUCUCCUUCCUAUCGGCCCACCGCAGGGGCUCUUAGUCCAGACUGGGCUUCUCCUCCCUUCCCUGGUUCACCGUUACUCUACAGAAGAGCAGCCAGAGCUGUAACACCUCUGUCUGUGGGUGAGGAUGGUUCUCCAGUAGGCUCUGGUAACUCAUGUAGUCCUUGUCGCAGCCCCAUCAGCCUGGACUCUGAGACAGAACGACUGAACAGGUGCAUUGAGCGGCUGAGGGCCAGAAAUGAACGGCUGACUGCAGCUCUGGAGCGAACGAAGGGAGAGUCCGAACAGAUCAGUAUUACACUAAACAGACUUGAGGCUAACUGCUCUGCCCUGCAGAUGGCUCUCAGCUACUGUGAGGAGUGUGAAGAGGCCUACAGCGAGCUGUUGUCACUUUAUGAUGCCAAGAAGCAGCAUAGCAUUCCUCUGCAGACAGACUCAGCAGGGGCGGUCGGUGACAGCCAGCAGCCAGACAGUCCGUCAGCUCAGCUCAUAAAAAUGGGAACUGAAGAGCUGUCCACUUCCUUCUCAACAGCAGGAGUCACAGAGGGGACGGAAACACAGAGUCACACAGGGCACAGGUCAGGUCACUCACUACCUGUAACCCACAGGACACCUGAGCUGGUGGGGCGAGAGGCUGUUCUCCGUCAGCAAAUUGAGCACCUGAAGAGGGAGCGGGCAGCCAUUUGUCUACCUAAACCGAGUCCAGGAUCAAGAGGGGGACAUGUGACUAAAGAUAACGCCAAACCUCCUGAUACAAAAAAAGAGAAGGCUUCCCUCUUCUAUGAACUCAUCUCUGUCAGGGAGGAGAUGUCAGAUCUGCGAGCUCUAAUCCGCCUCAAGGAGAAAGAGCUGAGGUGUUUGGAGUGGGGUUUUAUGGCCCAGAAGGCCCAGGAAUCAGCUGGAACUUUUGCUCCAGAAAGCCUCAGAGAGGAGAUGGAGGAUCGUAAGACCGAACAACAGAAGCUCUGUGAAAAUGGGGCUGAACUGGGUAAUGAUGGGGACAUCGCUGAUGCUAGAACCAGACCCAUUCUGAAAGAGCUGCAGGCUGUCCUGCAAAGGGAACAAGCCCUUAAGAAGAGACUGGCUUUAGUCCAAGACUCACUUAACACAGCUCUGUCAGACAGCACCCCGCACAGGAGGGACAAUGGAGAGCAGAUUGCUCGGCUCACACAAGCUCACAGUAAAGCCUUGAGUUCGUACCGGCAGAUUCGCAGGAAGUACCGGGAGCAAGUGUGGAGGCUGGAGCAGAAAGUGGCGGCCAUGACGGAGAGUGACCACUACCAGAGUGGAGCUCAGAAAGCUGCAGGGGAAGCCUUGGAGUGGAGGAGGGAAGAGACUGUUCUGUGAUCCUGUGACUCUUCAGUCAGAGAAUCAGCCUCAUAAGUGUCAGGUUUAUCCACAUAAACUACAAUGGACAGCCCUGCUAAAUCCAAGUCCCUCAUAUGCUGUACACCAUUCAGAUAGAAGCCUUACCACUGCAGACUCUUUUAGUCAUGCUAGCAGCUUGGCUAUAUGAUUAGCAAUGUUGGCUCACCACUUUGGUAGAGACUGAAAUAUCUUAUUAACUGUUGAAUGGAUUGAAUGAAAUUUAGUUCAGAUGUCCAUCGUGGCCAGAGGAUGAAUUCUACUGACUUUGGUGAUCCCCUGACUUUUCCUCUAGCGCCACAAUGAGGUUGAUAUUUGUGGUUUUGAGCGAAAUGUCCCAACAAGUAUUAGAUGGCUUGCCAUGAAUUUUGGUGCACACAUUGAUGUCCUAUUCAGGAUGAACGUUGGUGAUCCCUUUACUUUUCAUAUAGUGCUGGUUAGCAAAUAUUAGCAUGUUAAUCUACAGCAGUCUUCCAAUCAUCCAUUGGCUCUAGAGAGGUAAAUAUAGAGUAGGGAAGUAGUCAGACAUGGAAAACAUUGUCAGUUCUGCCUUUUCAACCCAUCUGAGAGUCACCAAUAAACUGAACAGGAAUCCAAAGCCUAACUUUUCUAACAGGACUCACACAUCACAAGACACAUUCCUUAUGUCUGAGAAACAGCUGUCAUGAAUGUGAGAGGCAGGUUCAAGGACUGAACCCUCUGAGGAUCUCGGGACUGACCUCGAAAGCGCACAUGUCCUUUUCCCGUCUGUACAAGCCGACUGUAUAAAGACACUCCUGGCCUGCCGUUCGCUCGUCACAAAGCUCAGAGAAGGGGGAUGGGGGCCAGGACAAUAGCUGAUGUGUACACAAAAUGUACAGCCAGCCCAUUUGUCUUCUUAGCACUUUCAUAGUGCUCCCCAUCUUGCUCUCUCUGCCUUUCAGUAUUUCCACUUCUCUACAAUGGUUUAUUUGUAGCCAGCUAUGACAAGAAAUUGCUGUAAAGCUGAAAAGAUAUUAUUAGUAUACUUUUUUUUGGAGAGUUUAAAGAGCACUCCACAAACUCAAGAUGAACAGUUUAAAAAAGGAUUAAAAUGAAUGCAGCAUAACCAUAUAAAGAUAUGAUCUUUUUCAUCUUUAUCCACGCAUUCUUCUUCCUUGUCAAAACCUGGUGCGACAUUACCCACAAUGCAAAUUGACUGUCAACCGCUUGGUCAGACAUUAGAGUGUGUUAUGCUAGUAGCAGCUAAUGUAGCAUUGAGUCGUUAGCCUUUAGUAGAGACAGAAAUUGGGUAAAAGUGGAUAAUUUACAUGCAACAAUAUUUGUAUUUAAAAUAAUGUAUUAUCAAUUAACGGUUUAAAUAUGUAAUAAUUGGAAAUAAGAAUGUAUAGCGUUUGUAUAUAUGUCUAAGUUGUACUCUUUGUUCUAUAUUAUGACAUUUUUGUUCUAUACUGUUACAUAAUGUUCCCAGAUUUGAAAACCCAAUAAAAGUGUAAUCC